CGGAUAUUUCUUUUUUCAUUCACAGUACCUUUAUCGAUAUUAACUACAUUAUUUUGAAUUAUGAGGAAUACAGUAUCUCAAGAGCCGUAAUGAACCUGUGACAUUUCGUUUUCUUUUUGGAUUAUUUAUUUCCCUUACAAACUGCCCGUGUACAACAUGCGAGAGUUUGAUGGACUUGGAUGCGCGUCGGCGGCGCGCAGGGACAGAAAGUGCGCGCGUCAAGAAUUUCUGUCACGCCGUGAACCGAGCGGCAGCGCUCACCGGAUUUACCGGGUCUUUAUCCUAAUGCUGCUCAUGUUUACUCCCACUGUGGACUCGUCUUGGUGGUACAUUGGCGCAUUAGGUGCACGGGUCAUAUGUGACAACAUUCCAGGGCUGGUGAACAAGCAGAGGCAACUCUGCCAAAGACACCCCGACCUCAUGCAAUCCAUCGGAGAGGGAGCCAAAGAGUGGAUCCGAGAAUGCCAGCACCAGUUCCGACACCAUCGCUGGAACUGCAGCACGCUGGAGCGAGACCACACUGUGUUCGGCCGUGUCAUGUUGCGCAGUAGCCGUGAAGCUGCAUUCGUUUAUGCAAUUUCCUCUGCGGGCGUAGUUUAUGCCAUCACCAGAGCAUGCAGUCAAGGAGAGCUGAAGAUCUGCGGCUGCGACACACACAGGAGAGGCCGAGCCAGCGAUGAAGAAGGGGACUUUGACUGGGGCGGCUGUAGCGACAACAUUAACUACGGUAUCAAGUUUGCCAAAGCUUUUGUGGAUGCCAGAGAGAGGAUGGUCAAAGAUGCCAGAGCACUGACGAAUCUGCACAACAACCGCUGUGGGAGAAUGGCAGUCAAGCGUUUUAUGAAGACUGAAUGCAAGUGUCAUGGAGUCAGCGGGUCAUGUGCUCUCAGGACAUGCUGGUUGGCUAUGACUGAUUUCCGGCGAACAGGGGACUACUUGAGAAAGAAGUACAACACUGCUGUGGAGGUCAUGAUGAACCAGGAUGGUACAGGCUUCAAGGUUGCAGACCGAGAAUACAAGAGAACAACCAAAAAUGAUCUAGUGUACGUUGAGAACUCUCCAGACUAUUGCCUAAUGGACCGAUCGGCGGGUUCUCUGGGCACAGCAGGACGGGUGUGCAACAAGUCUUCCAGAGGCAUGGACGGCUGCGAGGUCAUGUGCUGCGGCCGCGGGUACGACACCACCCGUGUAAAACGUGUGACCAAAUGCGAGUGCAAGUUCAAAUGGUGCUGCGCUGUCGAGUGCAGGGACUGCGAGGAAACUGUGGAUGUCCACACCUGUAAACCACAUAAGAAACCCGACUGGCUCGAUUUGACUUGACUGCCGUGAUCAUAACCAAUCAGCAGCUACUGGUGCUUUUCUGUUCUCAGGUUUUUAAAGUGGGCCAAUGCAUUGCAGGAUGUGUAGUUUAUGACUAUAACGCUCUGAUCUCCACUUGCAGAACCCUGAACUUUAUUCGCCUUCAAUGAUGCAAGCGUAGAGAUCACAGGCCAGUCUGGAGCACUGGUAGACGGUGGGUGUCAUGGGAAAUUAUACAAUGGGCAUUGUCUGGUGUUUUAUUGAACGAACUGUGAUCAGGACACAAUUCUUUCACUAUUUUCAAACUGUAAAACACCUUUAACUGAUAAUAUGUGUGCCUAUAUACAUCGAAUUAUGUUUUUGGACAGCUGUGAUAAAUGCAACAAUGCAGUUUUAGGGAAAGAACAAUGUACACAGCAUCAAGCUUCCUAAAGAACAUAGCAAUAAAUCGCAUUUCACGCCAAGAAUAAUUCCAUUUAAUUGUCCAAAAUGAUACUUUGAAGGGGCGAUGUAAAAAAUAUUGUUAAACAGUGAUAACUGAGUAACCCUUCAUUUACUUCAUGGACAAUGAUAUUAAUACUCAACUUGUGCAC
Molecule: messenger RNA, 1892 nt
Organism: Rhinichthys klamathensis goyatoka
Lineage: Eukaryota; Metazoa; Chordata; Actinopteri; Cypriniformes; Leuciscidae
Gene: wnt2ba
Product: wingless-type MMTV integration site family, member 2Ba
Exons: 5
Coding region: 157-1320 (387 amino acids)
Biological process (GO): multicellular organism development; canonical Wnt signaling pathway; cell fate commitment
Cellular component (GO): extracellular region
Molecular function (GO): cytokine activity; frizzled binding
Source: RefSeq, a predicted model, not a curated record